Messenger RNA from Cucumis sativus (cucumber), 2016 nucleotides. RefSeq names its product lipase. The record is from RefSeq and is a predicted model, not a curated record. Lineage: Eukaryota; Viridiplantae; Streptophyta; Magnoliopsida; Cucurbitales; Cucurbitaceae. The coding region runs from base 488 to 1879 and encodes 463 amino acids. The transcript is spliced from 8 exons.
CUCCCACCUACUUUGUUUCCUUUGGUCACGAAACGAGGAGAGUAAAAGGGCAAUGGGCAUCCCCCCAUUUUUCUAUUUAUUUCUUGUUUUUUUUGUUUCUCUUUUGGACGGAGACGGAACCUCACCGCUGAUUGGUUCAUUAUAUACAUUCUCAGAGCGCUGUGUUUAAAAGAAAAGUCAGAAUCUUUGGGCAUAACCAUUCCCUUUCCAAUUUUAUUCAUUUUCUUUUUUUAGACACCAAAAAUUAAAAGAAAAAGAAAAAUAAAUUUUUGUAGUUUGUAGAUUAUCAAGAGGGUGUCUGUCGUCCCCUCCCUUUCGACUUUCGAUUCUCCCCUUCCUUCCACUUUUGCUUUGGUGGUUCAUUCAACAAUUUGAACCAUCUUUUCCUUCCUUCCUUCCUUCCCCAUUUUCCAUUUUGCGGAAGAGCCUUCUUUUUUGGGGUUGAACAACAACAACAACAAGAAGGCUCUCCUGCUUUCCCUUGAAUAUGUUUAGACUCUGGAUUGAUGCUCUGCAAUUGACCGAAUUAUUUCUCAGCUCUUUCGUUCAUUUGGUGUAUGCGUUUUACAUUUUUAGCUCUGCCGUCGCUGGGGAUAUCUCUCAAUCCCUAAACCAAUGGCUUUUCUCUCCUUCCUCCAAACUUCAUCUCAACAACCAUCAUCUUUCUUCCCUCCCAUCAACACCCAUUCAUCAUACUCUCCCUCCAAUUGUCUUAGUCCAUGGAAUUUUUGGUUUUGGCCAAGGGAGAUUGGGAGGUUUGUCCUACUUUGCCGGUGCCGAGAAGAAAGACGAUAGGGUGCUCGUGCCUGAUCUAGGUUCCUUAACCAGCAUUUAUGACAGGGCUCGGGAAUUGUUCUAUUAUCUGAAGGGCGGGCGAGUCGAUUAUGGGGAAGAACACAGCAACACCUACGGCCACUCCCAAUUUGGCCGAGUUUAUGAACUAGGUCACUAUCCUCAAUGGGACGAAGAUCAUCCUAUACACUUUGUGGGUCAUUCUGCCGGAGCUCAGGUCGUUCGAGUACUCCAACAAAUGCUCGCCGACAAGGCAUUCAAGGGGUAUGAAAAUACCACGGAAAACUGGAUAAUUAGCAUCACGUCCUUAUCGGGAGUGUUCAAUGGGACUACCAGGACCUACUUGGACGGGAUGCAGCCCGAAGAUGGGAGAUCAAUGAAGACUGUAUCCCUGCUACAGUUGUGCCGCCUGGGUGUUAUAGUAUAUGAUUGGAUUAACAUUCCCUGGUUGAAAGAAUAUUAUAGCUUUGGGUUCGAUCACUUCAACAUGUCGUGGAAAAAAAUGGGUAUUUGGGGCCUUCUUGAUUGUCUCAUGGGAAAUUCAGGUCCGUUUGCCACUGGAGAUUGGAUCCUCCCUGAUCUUACCAUACAGGGCUCUAUUAGUCUAAACACCCACUUGCAGACCUUUCCUAAUACAUACUAUUUUAACUAUGUAACCAAGUGUACUAGGAAAUUUUUUGGGGUCACAGUUCCAUCAAGCAUAUUUAGAAUCCAUCCCUUGUUUUUUCUUAGAGUACUGCAGAUGAGUCAAUGGCGCCAUCCUUCAGAUCUCACUCCACCUUACAAAGGCUACAGAGAUGAAGAUUGGCAGGACAAUGAUGGUGCACUAAACACCAUAUCCAUGACUCACCCACGUUUUCCAGUCGAGCAUCCAAAUCUUCAUGUAGUAAAUGACUCAGAUUGCAAACCCCUCGAACCUGGUAUCUGGUAUUACAAGGUAAUUGAAGGUGAUCACAUAAUGUUCAUAGUGAAUAGGGAGAGAGCAGGAGUUCAAUUCGAUCUCAUAUAUGAUGGCAUUUUUGAACGUUGUAGAAAACAUGUGUUCAGGAAGAAUCCCCCAACCUUGCCAAACCAACCUCACCCAUAGGCGCUUUUAUUGUUCCUCACAAUAGCUCUACAACUAGGGAAUUGAAACAAAACUAAUUGCCUCUGCUAUGGCAUACGACCUUUCGUUACACCAUUCGUGUAAAUAAAAGAGAUUAUAUCUUUUUUUUUUUUCCUGCA